Drosophila takahashii is the source of this 926-nucleotide messenger RNA. Its product is annotated as transmembrane protein 70 homolog, mitochondrial. Lineage: Eukaryota; Metazoa; Arthropoda; Insecta; Diptera; Drosophilidae. The record is from RefSeq and is a predicted model, not a curated record. Gene Ontology annotation, biological process: mitochondrial proton-transporting ATP synthase complex assembly. Gene Ontology annotation, cellular component: mitochondrial membrane.
UUGGAUAUACUGGUAUACUGUUUUUUCAGAGAUUUUUUAGUGGAUGUGACCUCUAGCUCGUGUUAUUCAACGUUCAAAAAACAUCUGUUUAUUUCAAUUAAAACUAGGAAAAUACACAAUGUUAGGUCUACGAGCUGUGCUGCCAAGAGGAAAACAGGUUGCUUUGGCCCUGGGAAGUGCCACCCGACAGAUUUCCCUCGUCCAAAACUGCAGGUGCAUCGCCGGCGUCAAUUUCCCAAAGCAACCGCAGUUACAACCACAAAAACUCCAGCAAUACAGGUGCCUCUCGGUGAAAUCCACGAAAACGGAGUCCGAGGAUGCACUGCAGCGGAUUUACUAUGGAACCCUGGCGCCCCGAAUGAAGGUGGUCAAGUUCUUCUCGCUGAGCACCAGCUUAGCCGGCUUGGCCGCCCAGCCCAUUCUCCUCGAGCAGGGAAUGAAAAUCGGAGGCACCGGAAUGGCCGUUUUCCUCUGCACCAUCGGUGGAUUCUUCACCUUUGUCACCCCACUGCUGCUGCACUUCAUCACCAAGAAGUACGUGACGGAACUGCACUACAAUCCCCAAACAGAGGAGUACACGGCCACCACAAUAUCGCUGCUUCUGCAAAAGAUUAAGACGAAAUUCCGACCUGACGACGUGGUGGUUCCUGAGGUUCCCGGCAUGUUCACCUCCUUCCUGGUCAACAAACGCCCGCUUUUCGUGGAUCCCGCCCUUUUUGACGAUCCCGAGCACUAUGUUAAGAUCAUGGGCUACGACAAACCCAUCGAUUUCAAGUUGGAUAUUAGUUCAAACCCGGAAAAACCCACGAAGACAAAGGAGCAGCAAUAAAAAGGAGGGAUGUUUUAUUUAUAAAAGAUAUUUCUUCAUAAGGAAAACUCUUGUACAUAGAAAAAUUAAAGGCUUCUGAGAGCUAAAACUUAAAGAU